This is a messenger RNA of Effrenium voratum, 1448 nucleotides long. Lineage: Eukaryota; Dinophyceae; Suessiales; Symbiodiniaceae. The record is from the annotation of a GenBank genome assembly.
AGGCUUCUGCUCAAGCAUAGAUGCUUCAGCUCAGAUACUGAAACCCCUCAGUUCCAUUCCAUCUCCAGGUAUUGAAUUCCAUUGGCCUUGACGGCGCAACCUACAUAUUCUGUGCAGUAUGGUGUGCAUUCAGUCUGUGAGGCACCGUCAAGCAUUCCUUUGCAGCAUUGCAUGCUUGCUGGGGGUCGUUGCUGGUCACAGCAAUGACGCCUUGGUCAUCAUACCCUUGGACAAGCAGUACGUGCCGAUUCACCGCAAUGAGCAAGUUGUUGCGUACAAGACGGCAUACUUUGGCCAGGUCUUCGUCGGAUUUCCGCAGCCACAGGCGUUUUCCGUUGUUUUUGACACCGGGUCAGGCCACUUCUUUUUGCCAUCAUCAAUGUGCCAAUCGGAAGCUUGCCAGGUGCAUCGCAAAUACAAUGAAAGUGUCUCCAAAUCCGCAAAGCUGAUUGAUCACACGGGGCAGGAAGUAGGUCCGGAUACAGAGCGUGAUGAAGUGUCAGUGAGUUUUGGGACUGGUGAAAUUCUUGGAAGCUUCGUGGAGGAAGUGAUCUGCUUUCGAGAGUCUCAGGGAGAGAAGGCGCCUGGCUGCGCAACGGCCAGGUUGGUGACAGCCCACCAGAUGACAGAAGAGCCAUUCAAGAACUUCGGGUUUGAUGGUGUCAUGGGUUUGGGCCUUGCAUCUUUGGCCGUGGAUCCUAGGUUCAGUGUUUUUGAGCAAAUGGCACGGAUGAAUGGCCCACGGUUUACACCACAAUUCGGGUACUUCAUUUCAGAGGAUGAUGCGGUUCCAAGCGAGAUCUGCUUCGGAGGUCAUGAUGUGCGUCACAUGAAUUCGGCACUACAAUGGGCACCAGUACAUGACCCGCAUAAAGGAUUCUGGCAGGUCAAAAUCAUUCGAGUUUCAGUUGAUGGUGUUGAAUUGCCACAUUGCUCAGAUGGAUCAUGUGUUGCCAUUGCAGACACUGGCACCUCAUUGUUGGGCGCGCCUCGGCAGAUUGCGCAGCAGUUGCACCGUCUGUUGGCACGCAAAGUGCCAGAGACCAAAGAAGCAAAUCUGAAUUGCCAAGAUGUGACUGGGCCUGAAUUGGCUUUUGAACUAGAAGGUGGUGUGCGCAUAAGCUUGGGCGGCCGCGAGUAUUCUAGAGCUGCACCUAUGAAGAUUGUCACCAAGCAGAAGGAAGAACACACGGUGUGCCGGGCUUCUCUGCUGCCGGUGGAUCCAACGCCUGCUCUUGGCUCCAGUGCCUUCAUCCUGGGCGAGCCAAUGCUGCGAAAGUAUUACUCAGUCUACGACUGGGAAAAGCAACGCGUUGGCUUUGCGCUCGCAAAGCCUGGUGUUCCUACCGGGCCGCCUGUCCACACUGUUUAUGGCAUGCCAGAUGCGGUGGCCUCCAGUACUGUCCAUGUGUGACCACAGCCCAGCAGCAGAAAAAAAAAGUUGGUUC